Molecule: messenger RNA, 3732 nt
Organism: Carassius carassius (crucian carp)
Lineage: Eukaryota; Metazoa; Chordata; Actinopteri; Cypriniformes; Cyprinidae
Exons: 19
Coding region: 1-3732 (1243 amino acids)
Source: RefSeq, a predicted model, not a curated record
AUGUCUUUAGUUUCUAACUCCCUUACCUCUGAUCCUGGCUCCUUUGCACCACCCCCACCAAAAAUUGAAAAGAAGACAAACACAGUCAUGUGUCCUCAUUGUGGACUGUUACUUAACAGACGUAAUGUAAGGCUACACAUUCUGAGACGACAUACACCAAUAAAAACGGAUAUUAGCGCUCUGAACCACCUUACAUCACAGUGUGUGGAUUAUAGAAAUGGUGUCUAUGCAGUAGCAAAAGCAUUUUCAGCACCCAACACUCCAAUACACAUAAUCAGAAAGACGUGGGGCUCAGAACAAAGAACAGCAUGUGAACUUGAUAUCUGCAGAAUUAAUAAAGAAUUUGCAGAAAGAUCAAACAUCCGUUCCUAUGAGUGCCAUCACCUUCGAUCACUUGCAUACUGCCCACCCGCCGGAAGGGAGAUUUCCUUACUGACAAAGCAAGGUUUACAGGCCAUGGUUGAUGAUAGGUGGUUUGGAAAGGACAAGAAGGAGAAAUGUUUGGCACGCCAGAGAGAGGCAAUUGACGCAGGAGUCCCUCUCUCCUGCCUAGUGACCGUUUGUGGGCCCAGCCAUAAAAAAUACAUUUCUGUGUUCGAGCCCACCAUUUCCUACUACAGCAGGCUUGGUCGAGUCAUGGUUUCCUAUGAUGCCAAAACAAUUUCUUGGCAUUGUCCUUGUGCUAAACCAAGGCAGUCAUGCCUUCACAAAAAUGUUGCAAAGUGGCACCUAUUUGAAGUGGACAGGGCACUCUUCCGGAAAACCAGAAGUGUGGAGGAGGAUAGCAUUGCACAACAAUUUCCCACCAAUGUAGAAGGUUUUGAGGCAGAGGACGGAGCCCAGUACCCACCCGAAGGCCAGAAUCUGUCUCGGAUGGUUAGGUACAUCUUUGAUAAAAAGAAACUACCUGCAGUCAUCCCCUCAGAUGUGUUAAACUCUUGUAAUUUUCCUCUGAGCUUCACACCAUCUGAAGCCUUUUGCACAGAAUGUUCUGAGGUAAUUCCACUGAGUGAACCAUUGAUCAUCACAUCAAAAGCCAAAAUCCUGACGAUGACCAGUGUCAUAGAAGGAAUAUCAAUGUACAGGAAACAGUGCUAUAGAUGUGGCAUGGUAUAUCGAUAUCAGGAGUGGUGCGAUGGUAUCUAUAAUUUUGACGACCACAUACUUCUGUCAAUACACUUGUGCCAUUUUCUGCGCAACAGUCUCCAGACUCACCAGGCUGUAGGAAGUGCAAUUGAGGUCUUAGAGAGAACCUCGGGUAAAGUCUUUCCUUCAAAAACAAGGAUCCUGCAUGCCUACUUGAGUUUUGAGGCACUAUCCGACCACACCUACACUUUUGCAUGCGUAACAUGUGGUUACCAUCCAGUGUCUGUCGUAAUGGACCUUCAUAAGAAGGGUGUUUUUAGUAUGCCUGUGAGCAGCAUUGAGGAACCACCAGAGGAUUUUGAUGGAAAGGUGAAUGCUGAAGAUUUCUGGGAACAUGUUUCUCUGGAAAUGAUCAGCCGUGGCUUGGUUCCAAACAAUAAGGCAAACCCCUUUGUGGUUCGUCCGAGCUACCAUAACUGGGCUCCAUGGAUUGGUCCUCACACAAGAAGCGGGAAUCAUCUUCUCAAUACAGAAUAUCAGAAGGUGCAUUCUCCUUAUAGUGUAAAGGAGGAAUCCGAGUUUACCCUCACAGAGGACCGGCUAACAGAUGAGCUUCUAAAACUCAAGAUAGAGGCAGUGCGUUCCUUAUGUAGGGAGUGUGGCAUCGACCCCAAGGGCUCGCGAAUGGACUUGGUUGGACGACUGCAGCAAGAAAUGAAAAACAGAGCCAGUUACGACAAGGUGUUUUCACAGAUCUGGGGAGCAUCUGGUGGAUGGGCUGUGGUCACCUGUCCUUGUGCUGUGGUCUAUGGGGUAAAAUUUAACAUCAGAGCUGAGAGCCCACGGGACUUCACAGACCUUUUGUUUUCAAUGAAACAUUUUCCAAAUAUUUCAUUGUAUGAUUUUGCCAGAGGGUUGGCAACACACACUAACAUUAGAAAACCCGAAACCUUCCAUCCUCAUGGGGGCAGGCUGCUAGAGCCUACAGAGGAAAACAUUCAGCUUGCAAAUUCUGGGCAGAUUAAAGUGAACUUACCGUGGCUACUCACAGAAAAGUCAGUGCCAGAUGUAAAUGGCCACCCUAUAACAGGAUCAUCUGAUCAUUAUGCCCUAUAUGAUCGUUUCCAUGAGGCUAAUUCUAAGGACGCCAGGGAUACCUUGCGUAAGGUGGAACUGGUCCCGGAGUUGUGUGGUUGGCUUAAUAGCCAGUGUGCCGAACAGCUCUUCUCUGGAAUGAGAAAAAAUAACCAUUUUCUUAAUAUGAUGACUCCCUCCUCACACAUCUUUCUGAUGCGGAACAUCUUGCAUCACCACAACAUCUACAAAAACUCCAGAACCAUAGAGAACAUGAAGACUAGACUGGGCAUGGGAGUGGACAUAGCGUUAAAUUCCAAUGGUCAGACAGUGUUGGGUGCAGCCAUGGCUGUGAAUUCUCAAUCCUCCUCUGUUGAUACUGCAGCAUGCAGUCAAAUUCCAGGUGCGACCAUGGCUGUGAAUUCUCAAUCCUCCUCUUUUGAUACUGCGGCAACUGUUACAGCAAAGUCAGUGCCCAAGCCAUCGUCCCUCGCUGCGCCCAGUCCAUCGUCCCUCGCUGCGCCCAGUCCAGCGUCCCUCGCUGCGCCCAGUCCAGCUUCCCUCGGCUUCUCAGGACUGAGUAAACCCUGGGAAAAAGAAUUGAAUCCUAUCCAGGACAAAUUGCUCAACUAUGUUCUGGACAUGAGACGGCCUGGAGCGGAAAUUAUUAUAAAAGAAGGGCCCAUAUGUGUUACCCGUGAAGAGUUUUGGAGCCUAGGGCUACAAAGAUACAUGGAUUCCCAGAUUGGGAAUGCCUGCUUUAAAUUGAUCCAUGAAGCAGCUCAGCAACACGGAAAAGACAUAUAUAUAGAGAACAUGUACGUAGUUCCUACAUGGAAGCGUACACCAAAUAAUGUGGUUGUCAACUUUCCAGAGGAUGUUGACAUGAAAGACUUGUUGGUGUUUCCGGCAUGGACAGACUCAAUUGGGCCAGAUCACUUCGUUCUCUGUGGAUUGCCACACCAGAUCUGUGGAAAUGACUGUGGGGUUUUCAUGCUUAUGUAUACCCUUUGCAUUGUGACAGGUGUGGGGUUUGACUUCGAGGAGUGCUUUAGAUUUACCUUCUUAAUGUUUGAAAGGCAUGGUCAGCAGUUUGCCUUCUGGACUGAUGAGGCCAGAAGCUUGUUACAAGGAACUCUUCAGCCUGUCUACAGAGUGCCAAGACAGAAAGCUAUCUCUGAGAAAGUCCCAGCCCACAUUGAAGCUGUCAAUGUCCGCACAGCUGAGGAAAAGAAGCUAGUGGACUUUAUUGUGAAGUUACAGGGAUCUGAGGAACAUUUGGUGGGUGUACUCAACGGGAAGCCAUCUAAGUGGUUACGUAAGGUAACUUCUUCCCGGGUGCCUGUCUACCUCGACAGUGAGGAACAGCAGGACAUCUUGUUUUCAUAUCUGAGAGGAUUGCUGGAUAGGAUACCAACACAAUUGAGCGUUAAAGAUGAAGUGCAGUUCAUCUGUGGUGUUCUUUUUCCAGAGGCCAUCAUAAAUGCCCUGACUGUCCUCCGGGAUAUCUCCUUACAGGAGGCUGAGCAGGUCUUCCUUUCUGGUCCGAAUUAUCAUUGCAGGUCAGAGUAG